AUGGGCUGGGUGGAUGAGAAGGAACAGGACUCUGUGCAAGAUCGAAUGUACUCACCAAAGUUCCUUGCUCUCAGGGGCUCCUCGCUCUUCAAGUUCACCGCACCUCCGGUGACUACAUGGGACUGGACCAGAGCGGAGAAGAGUUUCACCGUCUAUGAAAUCAUGUCCAAGAUACUAAAGGACAACGACUUGGUGGAUAAGCGGCGCCACUGCUUCAGCGUGCAGACGGAGACCGGGGAGGACCUGUUCUUCAGUGUGGAGCUGGAUGGAGAGCUGCUCACCUGGGAGAAGGCCUUUCAGAUGGCCACGUUCCUGGAGGUGGAGAGGAUACAGUGUAAGACCUACGCCUGCAUCAUGGAGAGUCACCUGAUGGGGCUGACCAUAGACUUCAGCACGGGCUUCGUGUGCUUCGACGCCGCCUCCAAGGCAGUGCUGUGGAGAUACAAAUUCUCUCAACUCAAAGGUUCGUCGGACGAUGGCAAAAGCAAGAUCAAGUUUUUAUUCCAAAACCAGGACUCCAAAUCAAUCGAAGCAAAGGAGCUGGAGUUUUCUAACCUUUUCGCCGUGCUCCAUUGCAUCCACGCUUUCUUCGCUGCCAAAGUCGCCUGCUUGGACCCCAUGUUUGUGGAGAGCCAGGCCAAUGCCACCACCCCUACCACCACCACCACCGGGAUGGCCUCGCUGUCCGGGAUUUCCUGCAACUCCCAACCUCCCAAACUCAAAUACGCCACUUGA
Knipowitschia caucasica is the source of this 735-nucleotide messenger RNA. The record is from the annotation of a GenBank genome assembly. NCBI's taxonomy places the organism in Eukaryota, Metazoa, Chordata, Actinopteri, Gobiiformes, Gobiidae.